CGGACGUGAUCGCAACUGAAAGUCGUCAUGGGCGACGAGGUAGUGAUGCUGAAGGCAAAGGUUGCCGCGCUCGAAGCGCGACUCCGCGAUGUGGAAGGAAAGAAAAAUGCGGCAAGUCGUGUGCAACUGGCUUCCAUGAGCGCAGAGGUUGUCGACAGCAACCCGUACAGUCGCCUCAUGGCGUUGAAACGCAUGGGGGUCGUACCCAACUACGAAGACAUUCGCAAGUUGUCCGUGUUGGUGGUGGGUCUUGGUGGUAUUGGGUCCGUCGCGGCAGAGAUGCUCACGCGAUGUGGUAUCGGCAAGUUGAUUCUGUACGAUUACGACCGUGUAGAACUUGCCAACAUGAAUCGUCUCUUCUUUCAACCUUCUCAGGCUGGAAUGACCAAGACCGCCGCCGCAACGCAAACCCUGGUCGAGAUCAACCCGGCCGUGUCGUUCGAAGAAUUCGCAAUGGAUAUUACAACCCCGGCGAACUUUGAGCAUCUACUCGACCGCAUCCAGCUCGGUGGAAUCCUCCCGAACUCUCCGGUUGACUUGGUCUUGAGCUGCGUCGACAACUUUGCUGCUCGCAUGUCCAUUAACGAAGCGUGCAAUGAACUGGACCAGGCCUGGAUGGAGAGCGGCGUGUCCGAGGACGCCGUGUCCGGCCAUAUUCAAACGCUUCUGCCAGGUCGCACUGCAUGCUUCGAGUGCCUACCGCCGCUGAUUGUUGCCAGCGGCAUCAGAGAAUCCACCCUCAAGCGAGAAGGCGUGUGCGCGGCGUCCCUACCGACCACAAUGGGACUUGUCGCGGGUCUCUUGGUGCAAAACGCGCUCAAGUUUCUUCUCGAGUUUGGGCAGGUGUCGUACUACUUGGGCUAUAGCGCCAUGACAGACUUUUUUCCACGAGGCGUAAUGCGACCCAAUCCAGAAUGCGCCAGCCGCCACUGCCGACGCCAACAAAUGGUUCACAAAUCCUGGACACCCAUGGAAUGGGUACGGCCGGCGGCUACGCAUGACACGAUCGUGCACGACGACAACGAGUGGGGCAUCACAAUGUGCGGUCCGAUAGCUGAUUCGUUGCAACUUUCAGUUGAGGGAGUGGCGACUCCCGCGCCUGCACUUGCAUUUGCGUACGAGCCGACAAAUGUGCUAAAUGCCGAAGCAGGACGAAUAGUGGCGGUCCCGACCGAAGCGUCGCUGGAGGACUUGAUGGGCCAGCUUCACGCGCUUCCAUGAAACACCAAGAAAAGCAACUUGUAAUUUUACAUUUUCACCUUGUAUUUCAUGUGCGUUUUGAACAGGAGAGAUGCCCCAAGAACUUGCUCUAUUCUGCCUUUACUGUUUUGGCAGUCGAACGUGACCUUCUUGUGCAGCACUGCGUCAAAAUUGCUCCCAUGACGAACCCAAAGCCGACGCUCCCAACGACGAGAGCCAUCAUGGCUGCAUGAUCCUCCUGCGCCCAUCGCGCAACGGUAGCGACUGCGCCGAUUUCGAGCGCCGUCUCGAGAAGAAAUGCCGACUCCACGGGACCCGUGGGAACCAUGUAGGUAUGCGUGGCAAAGGCCAUGAUAGCGUCCACGUUGUGCGGCCCAUGAUACGGAUACGCCUCUCCCUGAGCGAGUAAAACCAGCGCAGGAAUCGAUUUCAGCCCAAAAUGAGUCUUGAGAGACGGCGUUGCCUCUACCGUCGCCACUAUCACGUGAUGCGGUUGCAACGUCAUCGCAAUCGCUUCCAAGAGCGGGGCGAGUGCGUGUUUGUGCUGUUUACGUGGGGCGAUGAACGCCACGAGCCACGUACCGUUGUUGGUGGUUGUGUUCGUCAAGGCAUCUUCCGUCAACUCGACCACUUUGGACAGGCGACGAACCAUCGGCAGCUUGGUCGCCGGCGUGCUGCGAAACCCGCCUCUUACGAACGUCGUCAAAUCGUCCGUCGCCCAGUCCCCCGAAUACGAGUACAUCAUCGAUCCAUUCGACACGAGCAAGAUUGCUGGAGCGUCAAUGCCCGCCGUUCGCAUGGCCUCGACGACUUGGACGGACUUGUCGCUCUCAACGUUGACGCGCCCAAACGACACGUGGUCCUUGAGCGCCACGACCCAAUUCUCGACAAGGUCCGACAGCGGUGGCGCGUAGACUACGACCAGCCACGGGCGAACAUCCUUCGUCGACAAGUCCAUGAGCACACCCUCAAACGUGGCGUCCGUGAGCGAAAGCACUCGAGACGGUCGUUUCUUUCCAUCUUCUGGCACGAGCUCGCUCCACGACGGCAGCGGCACAGCAGUACUGGCGUUCUUCUCGCCUCGGGCAAACGCUGUGAGAGCCCCAAGUUGCCGCUUGCCCUUGUAUUUGUACAUCAUGUUCUGGUCCACGAACACAAUCGUGGGAAGACCUUGGAGCUGGAACAACUUGCUCAACGCGAUGUUGGCGACGACGUCGACUUGACCAACGUGCACGUGUCCUGACAACGCGACAGCCACGCCAUUCCAAAUGGGUUCCAACCGGCGGCAAUGCCCGCACCAGUCGGCAUAAAACUUGAUCAGCCACGGCUUGGAGGACCUCCGAAUGCGAUCGAACCCGUCCGUCGUCAAUGGGACCACUGCACCGGUCGGUAUGUUUUCCCACGUGGCGAUGCUAUCGGGGUCUGGCAACGCGAACGCCUCUUCGCUCUUGUACCCUCCCGUCGCAAACGCCUCCAGCGCCGCGACGGUCCACCAUCCGACGAAAGGCGUCAUCGUGCCAUUCAAAAACAGGAUGAUGGUCGGUGUGGAAGAGAGCUGCAGCUGUGUCACGAAUCGAGGGUACGCUACAAUGUCGAUCUGUGCCAUCGACAGACGCGGCGUGUCUCGGAGGUUCCAGGCCACUUCGUCGUACACGUCAAACUGGUCCUCGACCCAGGCGUCGCCUUCGGCGUCGACAAACGCAAUCAACCACGCGCCAGUAUCUGCUCUGGACUGCACAAACAGGUCGAACUCUCGCUCGCUCAGAGCGAUCACAUCGCCGACUUCUUCCAGGGUGCCGUACUCCGACUCUUCUUCAUCCUCGCCCUCCACGUCGUCAUCGUCAUUAUCGUCGUCGCCAUCGGCGGUGGCGUCAAGCGGCACUUCGACAUUCACGGCACUCGUCGCCAUUCGACCGUCGCAAUCAUGUUGAGACUGACCACACAUACGUUGCUCCACGUCCUCCUGAUCAUCGUCAUUCUCGUCAUCUUCGUCAUCAUCGACAUCAUCGUCAUCGUCGUCAACGUCGUCGUCAUCGUCGUCAUCGU
This is a messenger RNA of Aphanomyces invadans, 3246 nucleotides long. RefSeq lists its product as hypothetical. Gene Ontology annotation, biological process: protein ufmylation. The transcript is spliced from 4 exons. The coding region runs from base 28 to 1221 and encodes 397 amino acids. Gene Ontology annotation, cellular component: cytoplasm; cytosol. Gene Ontology annotation, molecular function: UFM1 activating enzyme activity. The record is from RefSeq and is a predicted model, not a curated record. NCBI's taxonomy places the organism in Eukaryota, Oomycota, Saprolegniomycetes, Saprolegniales, Verrucalvaceae.